Messenger RNA from Jaminaea rosea, 4209 nucleotides. RefSeq lists its product as hypothetical. The record is from RefSeq and is a predicted model, not a curated record. Bases 183 to 4094 code for a protein of 1303 amino acids. NCBI's taxonomy places the organism in Eukaryota, Fungi, Basidiomycota, Exobasidiomycetes, Microstromatales. The transcript has a single exon.
CCCCUCUUCCCCCCUCCCGACCACCUCAUUCGCCUACUCCUAGCGCCAGUAGCUCCAGCAGGUCUCUUCGGAGCCCUGAGGUCGUCGUCGUCGUCGCUGCCAUCGACCAGGCAAGAAAGCGCCGAGACCGUGGCUACCUGAAGUCUCACCGGCUUCAGAUUUGGUACCGCGAGGAACUGUGGAUGCAAAACAGCGACACGCCAACAAAGUCAAGUCGCCUCCCUUCCUCUUCUCUUCCUCUUUCCUCGUCAUCCUCAUUGUGCGUCCUUCGAUCGUCACAGACCAUUCUCACCGCUGGCGGUUCCCCGGUCAGAGACAAGUCGAAGCCUCACGUCCAGUUGCAGCAACAGGCUCAACGUCCUCGUCCUCGUCAAUCCUCAAGUCCAACUUUUUAUUGCCUUGAAGACGGCGACCUCACACCUCGAAAACUCAAAUCGCUUAUCACGACUCCUUCAAGUCAGCCCGUCACAAUCAGCAGCGCCCGUCGUGGCCGUCCAUCGAGUAAAAGGCCUCGUUCCAGCAAGUCCACCCCUCAUCUUCGCGCAAACGACGUCUUCGCUACGCCAAAGAUGGAGUCAAGCGGCAGAAACUCGUCCAGGCUAGGGCGUCGUAGUGAAGUGGGCCUUCGCUCCACUUCGUCCGCUUCCAAUCACCAUCCAACCUCGAGCACACCUCGCAGGCAGACGAUGACAUCCCCGUCGCACCCCUCACCGCCCUCGCAGCUUGGAGUGGCAGCCAAGUCUCGACGCAGCGAAGCUCACGCGCAGGAGAUGGAUCAAUUGCGCGCUCAGUCUCGUGCAGGCUUCUCCAGCAGAGCAGGGCACGACGAAGACUCGGACGACGAUUAUGAUGAUCGCGGCGAAGGGUCGUCUGCGAGACCUGCAUCGAGGAGACAUACCACAACUUAUCGUAAUGGCCCUCGCGUGACAUCCCCACUCAGCAGAGCCACCGAGCUAUCAAGCAGCGGCGGACAUGAUACUGCAGAGACAGAGCGGACGCAUCGGCCAGUCGGCAGCCGGCGAGCGACAGCAUCGAUGUCACCUCAAUCGCAGACUCUGCCCUAUCUCCCGUCCAGCGGGUCGAGGCAUCAGCCCAUCCCCGACGAGUUCUUCCCAUCCGAUCGGCGUACAAGACAAGGCUCAGAGGAAACGGUCCUCAAUCGUCCAUCGGACAUUGCAGCAGAUACGCCUGGUCCUCGCUCUGCGUCACGCAGUCGCAAUCGACGACGACAUGCUUCUGAUGCGCAAGCAGACGACAUCCCGUCAUUCGACUACGAGGGAAGGGCCGGCUUGGGCCUCGCAAAGCUAUCCGUCGACGCUUCGUCUGCGAAACGCCACCUCGCAGCCGCCACUAGAGCACGCACGACGAGUGGCCCGCACGCUUCAGCAGCAGUAGCGGCCACUACAAUGGGCCUCUCCCCACGCCUUGGGAUGCAAGAUCUUCUCGAAAUGUCGCCGCACGAAGCUGGGCUACGAGCGAGAGGCAUGUCCGUAGCAUCUCCGGCAUCUGGAGCGCGUCCUUCCUCGCGCCUGAGCUCGGGCGGCGGAGGCAACGACCCAUUUGAUGACAACAGCAUGCGGUCGCCCACGCUGCGAGCCAGGCCAGACCUACCGCCUGAGGCGCUCGAGCGAGUGCGAGCUCUACGUCUGAGACAGGAGGCGUUGCAUGCUGUUCCCCUCUCCUCACGCACAAACAAGGAGGGCGGUAGCGGUGCUGCUCAUUCCUCAACCGUGGGCAGCGCAAUAGAUGAUGUGCGAGCUCGGAUAGAGGACAUCGACAUCCGUGGCUCUGCCAUCUCCACCGCAUCACGCAGCUCCUCUGUCAUCAGCUCAGCGCCACGUCCUCGAGCUCAUACUGCUCAAGUGGAUCGACAACGUCUACUUGCAGAGCAGCAGCGGGCCAAUGCCCCGUCAAGCGAGCCGCGGCAUCGUGUUGAGGACUCAGCGCAGCUCCGCCCCAACGGUCUCUCUCACGAGCCCCUCCGUCGCUAUGCAUCACAUGCUGCUUUCCCAUCCACGCCAGACGUCGCAGCUCAUUCUACAUCACACCGUCCAGCCAGUCGCUUCUCUACCUUCUCCCGCGGCGUAACCCCUGGCCCGGUCCUCACCUCAACCUCCUCCGCAACCAAACGAGGCGCAGGCGCAACAACAGCUCACGAGCGGAAUCUCCUUGUCGCUUUCGACCUCUUCGAGCGCAAUUUUGGCGGGACGGAUGUGUCUGUCCACACCUCACCCACUGCUGCGCGCUUGUUCGGCCCAGAGUCGGGCGAUCUGGUCGAGAAGGCCAGAGGCUUCCUUGAUACGGUCACGACACUCAACGCCGGAUUGAGGGACGUGGCCCAAUUUGUGAUCCAGCGCGAGAUAGAUGCGGAGGUUGAUGCAAGCCUAGAUGUACCUGUAGGAGGAGGCGCCUCGUCAGCGAGCGGACCUGCCUCUUCUACCCUAUCCAUACUCAAGGACCUGGAUUCGGCCGUGGGCUCCUUGGUGAAAUACAGCGACAAUCAGGUGCGCAAUCUUGGAGAGCUUCUUCAUUCGUUCACGCGAGCCGACAGGGAGAGGACCAGAGCGAUGCGCGUUGCUGCCGGGGCCGGCGAAUACGACAGACCUGAGUCGCGGAUGUCUGCUCGCACUGGGACACCGACAACGGUCAACAAUUGGAGCCCGACGAGGCGUGGGGGAUCCCUACGGAGGGGGGCGACCUUGGGCAGUGCAGGAGCGAUCACGAUGGAUGGGAGCAGUAUUUCAGGUAGUCGACGCGCGGGUAGCGUGGCAGGUAGUGUGAGCCAGGCACCCACAUCAGGCCUGCGCAGAGAGACUCGAGACAUUCGCCAAGCCACAGCAAGCAGCGUAGCAGGCAGUGACUACGGCAGUGUCGACCGACGCUCCAGCAUCUACCGCAGUGGGGAUCGUGGCAACGCGAGCAGUAGUGUUGCUGGCAGCUCCGUCGCGAACGGCAUCGCACCUGACGACCCUCGCACUAGCCCCACUAUGAAUAUCAGCUCCCACCAAUCGCAGCAUCGCCCGCGUAACAGCGCUGUCGCUGGCGGCAACCAGGGUCAGCAACACGGUCGCUCUUACUCGGAGCUCUCCCCCGGCCCACUCAGUACCGCAGACGAGCGCUUCCCCUCGACGAGACAGCGCUUGGACUUCUUGAAGCAGAGGAGGGAGAGGGAGCGUGAGCAGCGGGAACAAGAGAGGAACAGCCCGGCGACGAUCGGUCGCGCCGGCACCUUGCCGCUUCGCAGGCCUAAGCUCUCCGAUCCAAGCGUCGCCACAGCCAUUGCCGCCUCGUCCAACAUGCACGCAAUGAGCGAUGGACCCGUCGCCUACUCUCGAAACCACCUCGAGGAUGGUGACAGCGACUACAACAACGCCCUGAGCGGCGACUCGGCCGUCGACAGCGCACGUGGGGGUGAGACGCCUCGCCUAGGCAUGAAUAUGAAGACCAGCCGAGACGAGAUGCCUCCCCCUCCCCCUGCCUUCAGGCAUCUGCAGCGUGCAACUUCAAGGGUGGGUCUGGGGAUGGACAGCCCAAUUGCUGCCAAGCAGGAGGACGGAUGGUACUAUUCGCAGCCCCGUAAUCAUGAGCGCCGCGCCAGCUCCGGCACCACUGCCACGCCUGGCUUCUCACCCGGCCUUCCUUCCCCACAACGUCCAUCUCGCAACCCACGACGGUCGAUGAUCCUAACCCGCAGCGAUAGUGCCAGGACGGCAGAAGAUGAGAGUGAAGAAGGAGGUGCAGGGCGUGGUAUGGGCUCGGGGACGUUUGAUGGGCUGUUGGAUGGGUAUGAGAAUAGUGAGGAGGGCGGCCAGUCGAGCCAUCACAGGGCGCAGAGUAUUGCCGGUUACUCACCGCCAAAGGGUCGAGUUGUGGACCUGCAUCAGCAGCAGCACCUCAAGGGGCCGUCAGCUUGGCGUCCUCCCACUGCCAAGGGCGACUUUGUAGGCGGCAGCGGCUCGAACAACUCAGGCAGUCCCUCCUCUGCGACGAAGGGACAUACAAUCAGCGCUCGCACCUCCCUGCGGCAAAGCCUGGCUGCAGCUACUGCUGGUGCUGGAGAGGAGGGAAGAGGGAUGCGAGAGAGUGAAAGGUAGAUGGAAAGAGGGGACACUCGCGUCGAGCAGAGGAUGCUCCGCUCAAUGAAGAAGCAUGAAGGAGGUUGAGAUGGCUUGAUCGACAAAGAUGUAUGUACAACAGCAGAAGCUUCGU